AUGGCCCAAGACGGCGAACAGCCGGCCGUGGCAGUCUCCGAGGACCAGACGACGGAGACGACACAGACAGCGCCGCGACAUGACUUGCCGACAACACCUCACCAACCCCAGACACACAUCACCCUCCCCGACGGCACCACCGCUGCACCAGGCGUCACACCCGCCGGCAGUGACAAGGGUGACGGGGAGGACCAGCUUGCCGACAGCGUCACGUCGACCGCUGCCAGUCCUGGACUGCGCAACAGCAAGGGCUGGGACGGAAAGCUGCGAAUGCCCAAGAAGGACGCGUCGCCCACGCCGGCCACGGGGACUACAGGGAUUGCAGAGACUACAGAGACUACAGGAGCCACGGCAACCGGGGACCCGUCGGGCCACCACAAUGUGGCUCUGGCCAACCCCGAAGCCCUGUCUGAUCCCGAGUACUCGGACGACGAGAACGUCGUGCCUGGCGAGGAAAUUGCCGCCGACGAAGAUUUGCUAAACGACGAAGACCCAGACACGGACGAAAUCUUGGCCACGCACGCCCGCAUUCACGACAUCGACGCCCUGCGGCUGGAGCGCUUCAAGAAGGUGGUGCGCCUGUGCCUGCGCCAAAAUAGCAUCCAGUCUCUGUCGUCGGGGCUCGCGCCCGUGGCCGACACGCUGCAGGAGCUGGACGUGUACGACAACCUCGUGUCGCACAUGCGCGGCGUCGAGAAGCUGCCCAACCUGACGAGCCUCGACCUCAGCUUCAACAAGAUCAAGCACAUCAAGCACCUGGCCCCCUUGACCAAGCUGGUCGACUUGUACCUGGUCGCCAACAAGGUGUCCUCGCUCGACGGGCUCGCGGACCUCCCGGCCGCGGCGACGCUGCGCAUGCUGGAGCUGGGCUCGAACCGGCUCCGCUCGAUCGCCCCGCUCGCCGGGUUCGGGUUUGUCGCCCUCGAAGAGCUGUGGCUGGCCAAGAACAAGAUUACGUCGCUCGAGGGCCUGCGGAACCUGCCCAAGCUGCGGCUGCUGAGCGUGCAGUCGAACCGCAUCCGAGACCUGCGUCCGCUGCACGGUGUGCCGACGCUCGAGGAGCUGUACAUCUCGCACAAUGCCCUGGAAUCACUCGAAAGCCUGAGACGGCCGGCCGAGCCGUCAGACACAGAGGCAGAGGCGGGCGAGGCGGCCGCCGCCAACGGUGACACCACCGCCACCGCAGACUCGGACGCCUCUGGCGGCGCCGCGUCGGGCGGAGCCGUCCCGCGCCUCCGCGUCCUCGAUGUCAGCAACAACGCCCUCACCUCCUUCUCCGGCAUCGAACACCUCGCUGCCCUCGAAGAGGUCUGGGCCAGCUACAACCGCGUCGCCGACUUCGCCGACGUCGAGCGCUGCCUGCGGGACAAGAAGGACCUCGACACCGUCUACCUCGAAGGCAACCCGCUGCAGCUGCGCGCGCCGGCGCUGUACCGCAACAAAGUGCGCAUGGCCUUGCCGCAGGUGCAGCAGAUUGAUGCUACCUUUAUCCGAGAGAAAUGA
Molecule: messenger RNA, 1503 nt
Organism: Sporothrix brasiliensis 5110
Lineage: Eukaryota; Fungi; Ascomycota; Sordariomycetes; Ophiostomatales; Ophiostomataceae
Product: adenylate cyclase
Exons: 2
Coding region: 1-1503 (500 amino acids)
Cellular component (GO): cytoplasm
Molecular function (GO): protein binding
Source: RefSeq, a predicted model, not a curated record